Trichomonas vaginalis G3 is the source of this 1251-nucleotide messenger RNA. RefSeq names its product protein ubiquitination. Gene Ontology annotation, molecular function: protein binding. The transcript has a single exon. The coding region runs from base 1 to 1251 and encodes 416 amino acids. The record is from RefSeq and is a predicted model, not a curated record. Lineage: Eukaryota; Parabasalia; Trichomonadida; Trichomonadidae.
AUGAGACUACUUUCUCUAGGAAAGUCAAAAUACAAUUCGUCCGAAUUAUACGGUUGUUUACAUAAGUGCAAUGUUUUGGUUAAUUUAUUUGAAGAUGCAAUCAAUAUUCUGAAAAGCUACAAAAUAGUUUUUAAACUUAAAUCAUCAUGCGGACUUGUUGAUUUCUUUGAAAAAUACAAGACCGAAUUUGCAUCUGAUUUAGGAUCAAAAACCGAAAUUCAAAAUCUUCAGUUAAAGCUAUCUAAACUUGAAAAUGACAACCUUCAAUUAACACAAUCCAUCAAUGAUUUCAAAAACAUUUCCCAAUUACGUGAAUCAGAAGAUUUCGAAAAAAUUUACAAUUUAUUAAAAAAUUUUUCAGAAAUAGGCUAUAAAGAAAAGAUAUCUCUUUCAUCUGCACUCAAAUUAAAUGAGAAACGAAAUGAACACGAGCAAACCCCACUCCUUCACUCAUGUAAAAUUGGUGAUUUUCAAUUAACGAAAUCUCUCAUUGAAGGUGGUUGUAAUAAAGAUGUAGUUAGUAAGUAUGGAAAUAACUGUUUAAUGGUUGCAUCUAGCAAUGGACACAUUGACAUUGUUAAAUAUUUGAUUGAAAUUGGUUUUGACAAGGAUUGGCGAAAUAAAACUGAUGGAUUUAAUGCAAUACUUUUUGCAUCACAAGAAGGUCAUCUUGAAGUUAUUAAAUAUCUACAAAGCAUUGGAUGUGAUGUAAAUUCUAAAACAAAUGAUAAUUCAAAUUGUAUUUACUUAGCAUCAUCUCAAGGUCAUCUUGAAACAGUCAAAUAUCUUAUUUCAUGUGGAGUUAAUCCAAAUGAAAAAGAUAAUGAUGGAUUUAAUGCGAUACUUAAUGCAUCACAAGAAGGUCAUCUUGAAGUCAUUAAAUAUCUUCAAAACAUUGGAUGUGAUGUAAAUUCUAAAACAAAUGCUAAUGCAAAUUGUAUUUACUUAGCAUCAUUUAAUGGUCAUCUUGAAACAGUCAAAUAUCUUAUUUCAUGUGGAGUUAAUCCAAAUGAAAAAGAUAAUGAUGGAUUUAAUGCGAUACUUAAUGCAUCAUUAAAAGGUCAUCUUGAAGUCAUUAAAUAUCUUCUAAUGAAUGGGUGUAACAAAAAUGAUAAAACAAAUACUAAUGAUACAUCACUUCAUUGGGCGGCUGCAAAUGGUCAUUUUAAUGUUGUUGAAUUUUUAGUUUCAAUUCGUGUCAACCUUAACGAAAAAAACAAAGAUGGAAAAACAGCACUUGAUUUGGCAUAA